Messenger RNA from Kogia breviceps (pygmy sperm whale), 2879 nucleotides. RefSeq names its product carnosine synthase 1 (gene CARNS1). Gene Ontology annotation, biological process: carnosine biosynthetic process. Gene Ontology annotation, molecular function: homocarnosine synthase activity; ATP hydrolysis activity; ATP binding. NCBI's taxonomy places the organism in Eukaryota, Metazoa, Chordata, Mammalia, Artiodactyla, Physeteridae. The record is from RefSeq and is a predicted model, not a curated record.
GCUGCCCUGGGGCGGAGGUGACCUUGUGCAUUCUGGGAUCCCCCAGCACCUUUCUGUCUCUGCUGCUGGAGGGCGGGGUCCAGAGCCCGGGAAACAUGCUCCUUUGCCUGUCCCCUGCUUGGCUGACAAAGGUGCCAGCACCAGGGCAGCCGGGCGAGGCAGCCCUGCUGGUCUCCAAGGCCGUGAGCUUCCACCCGGGGGGCCUGACAUUCCUGGACGAUUUUGUCCCCCCUCGCCGCGCCACCUACUUCCUGGCAGGCCUGGGGCUGGGGCCUGGCCGGGGUCGAGAGGCAGCUGAGCUCGCUCGUGACCUGACCUGCCCCACAGGCGCCUCAGCCGAGCUGGCCCGGUUGCUGGAGGACCGGCUGCUGACGAGGCGAUUGCUAGCUCGGCAGGGUGGCGUGGCUGUACCAGCUACCCUGGCUUUCACCUACAAGCCGCCGGCACUGCUGAGGGGAGGGGAUGCCAGCCCGGGACUGCGGCUGGUGGAGCUGAAUGGCAAAGAGGGCCAGGAGACACUGGUGAAGGAGGAAGUAGGGGCUUUUCUGCACUCCGAGGCCCUGGGUGAUGCCCUGCAGGUAGCCAUGAAGCUCAGUGGCUGGCGCUGGAGGGGGCGGCAGGCAAUGCGUCUGUAUCCCCGAGCUGAGCUGGGCCCAGUGGUGGACACAGUGCUGGCAUUGCUGGAGAAACUGGAGGAGGAGGAGAGUGUCCUGGUGGAGGCUGUAUGCCCACCUGCCCGGCUGCCCUUCCCAGGCACCCCCCCGCCUGGCCCUGAGCUGGCUCUGCGUAUCUGUGCUGUGGUCUGUCGGACACAGGGUGAUAGGCCCCUGCUGAGCAAGGUGGUGUGCAGCGUGGGCCGUGGGGACCGGCCUCUGCGGCACCAGAGCUCCUUGCCACGGACGCUGGAGGCGGCGCUGGCCCAGUGCGGCCUGGGUGAGGCCUCGCAGGUGGCAGUCGUGCGGCAGCGCGUCAAGGCGGCGGCCGAGGCCGCGCUAGCCGCCGUGCUGACCCUGGAGGCCGGCCUGAGCGCUGAGCAGCGCGGCGGGCGCCAGGUCCGCACUGACUUCCUCGGGGUGGACUUCGCCCUGACGGUGGCCGGCCGCGCGCUGACCCCCGUGGCCCUGGAGCUGAACGGAGACCUGUGUCUGGAGGCGUGCGGCGCGCUCGAAGGGCUGUGGGCCGCGCCGCGCCCGGGGCUGGCGGCCGAGGAGGCGGCGGCCGCGCCGCUGGUGGAGACGAUGCUGCGACGCUCGGCGCGCUGCCUCAUGGAGGGGAAACAGCUGCUGCUGCUCGGAGCGGGCGGCGUCAGCAAGAAGUUCGUGUGGGAGGCUGCGCGCGACUACGGACUCAAGCUGCACCUAGUGGAGUCGGACCCCAACCACUUUGCGUCCCAGCUGGUGCAGACCUUCAUCCACUUCGAUGUAACAGAGCACCGGAGAGAUGAGGAGAACGCACGGGUGUUGGCGGAGCUGGUGCGGGCACGCGGCCUGCAGCUAGACGGCUGCUUUUCCUACUGGGAUGACUGCCUGGUGCUCACGGCCUUGCUCUGCCAGGAGCUGGGUCUGCCCUGCAACCCGCCAGCCGCCAUGCACCUGGCUAAGCAGAAGAGCCGCACCCAGCUGCACUUGUUGUGCCGCCAUGGCCCACCGUGGCCCGCCCCCUCCCUCUAUGCUGUGCCCUGCUGCCCACUGGAGAGCGAGGCCGACGUGGACAGGGCUGUCCGUCAGGUGCCCCUGCCAGGUGUCAUGAAGCUGGAGUUUGGGGCGGGUGCAGUGGGAGUACGGCUGGUGGAGGACGCGUCGCAGUGCCAUGAGCACUUUUCCCGGAUCGCCCGAGACCUGCAGGGUGAGGCCGACCACCCUGGCAUCGGGCUGGGCUGGGGCAAUGCCAUGCUGCUGAUGGAGUUCAUCGAGGGCACCGAACACGACGUGGAUCUGGUGUUGUUUGGGGGGAGACUGCUGGCUGCCUUCGUCUCCGACAAUGGCCCCACACGGCUGCCUGGCUUCACUGAGACGGCGGCCUGCAUGCCCACUGGGUUGGCACCGGAGCAGGAGGCGCAGCUGGUGCAGGCAGCCUUCCGCUGUUGCCUGGGCUGCGGGCUGCUGGAUGGGGUCUUCAACGUGGAGCUCAAGCUGACUAGGGCUGGGCCGCGGCUCAUCGAGAUCAACCCCCGCAUGGGUGGCUUCUACCUGCGAGACUGGAUCCUGGAGCUUUAUGGUGUGGACCUGCUGCUCGCUGCUGCUAUGGUGGCCUGUGGCCUGCGGCCUGCCUUGCCUGCCCACCCACGCGCCCGUGGCCACCUGGUGGGUGUCAUGUGCCUGGUGUCCCAGCACCUGCAGGCGCUGAGUUCCACCGCCAGCCGUGAGACCCUGCAGGCUCUUCACGACCAGGGCCUGCUGCGUCUCAAUCUGCUGGAGGAGACCCUGGUGCCUGGAGAAUACGAGGAGCCCUACUGCAGUGUGGCCUGUGCUGGGCCCAGCCCGGCGGAGGCCCGUCUCCGCCUGUUGGGCCUCUGCCAGGGCCUGGGCAUCGACGGGCCCCACUACCCCGUCGCCUACUUCUUGUCCCACUUCAAAUAGUGCUGGGGCCAGAGGGCAGGGGCAACGUGCUGGAGGGGACGCGCUGGUGCCCUCUGCCCCCUGGUGCUCUCCCUGCUUCUCUUCCCAUGGUCCUGCCCCAACCGUUGGAGAGGUCUGGUCCCCUCCAAGGCCCCAGGUCUGUUCCAGAGCGGCAGGGCUAUUUUGACACCACGGACUCCUGGACUUGAGGGGCCACAGAAGAAGUAGCUGGUGGGCUGCUUGCCGUCCCGAAGGCCUCAGUCCAGCCCAUAGCUUCCCAGGACUCUAGUCAUGGAGAAGCAACAACAACUGUGCACACAC